This is a messenger RNA of Leucoraja erinaceus (little skate), 1172 nucleotides long. It is a transcript of the gene mycbp, whose product is annotated as MYC binding protein. Gene Ontology annotation, cellular component: nucleus. Gene Ontology annotation, biological process: regulation of DNA-templated transcription. The record is from RefSeq and is a predicted model, not a curated record. NCBI's taxonomy places the organism in Eukaryota, Metazoa, Chordata, Chondrichthyes, Rajiformes, Rajidae. The transcript has 6 exons. The coding region runs from base 43 to 354 and encodes 103 amino acids. Gene Ontology annotation, molecular function: transcription coactivator activity.
GAGUACAUGGGGGCGCGGUGACGUUACCGGCAGAGGAGGAAGAUGGCGCAUUACCGGGCUGGGGAUUCCCGAAGGGAACAAUUUCGAAGAUAUUUAGAAAAAGGUGGUGUGUUGGAUGCACUUACCAAAGUGCUGGUUGCACUCUAUGAGGAGCCAGAGAAGCCCAACAAUGCAAUGGAUUUCUUGAAACGGCAUUUAGGAACCACAGGUCCCGAGACUGCAGAUGUGGAGACACUACGACUUGAAGUGACAGAGCUGAGGCAGAAAUACGAGGCCCUGCUCGAGGAAAAUAAGGAAUUAAAAGCUAAGCUUGCACAGUUCGAACCCCCCAAAGAGGAAGGGCAACCUGAAUAAAUCGUCUAUCUGCAUUGUCAGAAGAAUGGAAGAAAGGAAUCUGAGAGACCACCUGACAAAUUGUAUUGAACUUGAAGAAUUGAUGUACACUGUGGAUGGCAGCCAGUCUUUCAGGUUACACGCACCAACUGUAUCACCACUUUUACCUGACCAUAUUCAGUGAUGUGCCCCUGUUGGUUUCUUUGAACAGAAUUUUGGUCCAAGCUCUGUGGUGGGACAAAUAAAUUAUAUUUAACUUAAUUCACCAUUAAACCCUGCCCAGGAAGUUUGAUUGAGAAAUGGCCAUCAAAUGCAAGAUGAAUUGCGUAAUUGACCAUUGACGGAACUGUUUUAAAUUUUAGACUGUAAUUUUGUCACCAGAGAAACGUUGCACACAACUAUUGUUUUGAGUAAGCAUGCAAGUUUGUUGAACACUUUUUGCAGUCUGGAGGAAAGCUGUAAUAACAGGCUAAGAUGUAUUAUUUGUGUUUUGUUUCCUGUUAGAAUGGGAAUGGGAUUAGGAGGUAAAGAAAAAGAUAAUUACUUCAAAUAAUGUUUGGCCAAUACAUUCUGUUCAGAAGCCAACAUGAACAAGUAUCACCUUUGUCCAAAUCUGAAUAUGAGUAUGCAUGUUGAAGAUUUCUUGUUCUCCAGUGGCCUGGCUGAAGGUGAUGGCUACAAAGCAGCAGUGAGUCAGGAGUGGCUUAUGAAGAACCAUAUCAGUUGUGUGAAAGAAAACAGAACUUAUUGGCUGAUUUUACAAAUCUUCCACUAUUUCUAGUUGUACAGGAGUCCAAUUUUUCCUUUUGAUAUUUACUUAAUAAAUCUUGUUUGCACAA